Megalops cyprinoides (Indo-Pacific tarpon) is the source of this 5623-nucleotide messenger RNA. RefSeq names its product diacylglycerol kinase, eta (gene dgkh). NCBI's taxonomy places the organism in Eukaryota, Metazoa, Chordata, Actinopteri, Elopiformes, Megalopidae. Bases 132 to 4112 code for a protein of 1326 amino acids. Gene Ontology annotation, biological process: lipid phosphorylation; intracellular signal transduction; diacylglycerol metabolic process. The record is from RefSeq and is a predicted model, not a curated record. Gene Ontology annotation, molecular function: ATP-dependent diacylglycerol kinase activity; protein binding. The transcript has 31 exons.
CAACCAUAAAUACAUUUGAAAGGAGGCUGGAUUGUACAUAAAAAUGGCAGUUGUGCGCCCGUUCAGUUGCUUCUGUAAAGUUUUAGAAUAGGCGAAGGUGUACCGCUCUCAGUGACAGCCGAUAGUGGAAGAUGGCGGCGAAGAGAGCUGCUUUUCAGCCGCUGUCCAGCUCUCGCGUCCCGGAGAGGAAGGGAGCGGCUGACCGCACCAAGACUAACCCGGAGUGGUGUGCCUCUUCCACCCACCAGGAGCCAGAGAAAGGAGCGUCAGCUACCGCAGGGAUAGGAGGCUCGGGGAUCCACCAGCAUGUUAUGGGGGCUGUUGGAGGACCAGGUCCGGUGGACGAGUCUUCCGAUAGCGAAGGAGAACAAGAAGGCCCACAGAAACUCAUCAGGAAAGUGUCCACCUCCGGCCAGAUCAGGAGCAAGACAAGUAUAAAGGAGGGAUUACUACUGAAACAGACCAGCUCUUUCCAGCGCUGGAAGAAGCGUUAUUUUAAACUGAGGGGGAGAACACUCUACUACGCCAAGGAUGCCAAGGCGGGCGGCGUGCUGGCCCGUUGGCAGGAGCGGGCAUACCGGGUGUCCCGGAGCCGGGUGUGCUGGAGGGUGCUGUCCGUGUGCUGGACGGGGCCCCGCCGCGCCCCCCCGCCCCUAGGCACCAGCGGCUCGGAGGAAGGUUUGGUGGCAGUUCGGUCUCUCAUUUUUGAUGAAGUGGAUCUGUCAGAUGCCAGUGUCGCCGAAUCGAGCACCAAGAAUGUCAACAACAGCUUCACGGUAAUUACUCCCUUCCGAAGACUUAUCCUCUGCGCCGAGAACAGAAAGGAGAUGGAGGACUGGAUCAGCUCCCUAAAGUCUGUUCAGUCCAGAGAGCAUUACGAGACGGCACAGUUUAAUGUGGAACAUUUCUCAGGGAUGCACAACUGGUAUGCCUGCUCCCACGCCCGCCCCACCUUCUGCAACGUCUGCCGGGACAGCCUCUCCGGCGUCACCUCCCACGGCCUCUCCUGCGAAGUGUGCAAAUUUAAAGCCCACAAAAGGUGUGCCGUCAGGGCCACAAAUAACUGCAAAUGGACAACAUUGGCUUCCAUUGGGAAAGAUAUCAUUGAGGAUGAAGAUGGGAUUGCGAUGCCCCACCAGUGGCUGGAGGGGAACCUGCCUGUCAGUGCCAAGUGUGCGGUGUGUGACAAGACGUGCGGCAGCGUGUUGCGGCUGCAGGACUGGCGCUGCCUGUGGUGUAAAGCCAUGGUGCACACGGCCUGCAUGGACCUGUACCCUCGCAAGUGUCCCCUGGGUCAGUGCAAAGUGUCCAUCAUCCCGCCAACUGCGCUCAACAGCAUCGACUCGGACGGGUUCUGGAAGGCCACUUGUCCCCCGUCCUGUGCUAGCCCUCUUCUGGUCUUUGUCAACUCCAAGAGUGGGGACAACCAGGGAGUGAAAUUCCUUCGUCGCUUCAAACAGCUCCUUAAUCCCGCGCAGGUGUUUGACCUGGUCAACGGUGGUCCACACUUAGGCUUACGCUUGUUUCAGAAGUUUGACAACUUCAGAAUUUUGGUGUGCGGAGGGGACGGAAGUGUCGGCUGGGUCUUGUCUGAAAUCGACAAGCUGAACCUUCACAAACAGUGCCAGCUGGGAGUGCUGCCCCUGGGCACGGGGAAUGACCUGGCGCGGGUGCUGGGCUGGGGGCCGUCCUGUGACGAUGACACGCAGCUGCCCCAGAUCCUGGAGAAGCUCGAGAGGGCAAGCACCAAGAUGCUGGACAGGUGGAGUAUAAUGACGUAUGAGAUUAAAAUACCUCCAAAACAGAGCUGCCCCGCCACGCCAGAGGAGUCUGAGGAGUGCCAGUUUCAGAUCUCUGCGUAUGAGGAUUCAGUCGCUGCUCACCUCACCAAGAUUCUCAACUCAGAUCAGCACUCCGUGGUCAUAUCCUCUGCAAAGGUUCUCUGUGAAACAGUGAAGGACUUUGUGGCCAAAGUGGGGAAAUCCUACGAGAAAAGUACAGAGAACUCAGAUGAGGCUGAGACCAUGUCUCUGAAAUGUGCCAUCCUCAACGAGAAGCUGGACUCCCUCCUCCAGGCCCUCAACACGGAAGCCCAGGCUAUGCCACACCCACCUCACACCACUCCACCUAUCGUGGAGGAGGAGCUGGAGGAGGAGGCGGAGAUCGAGGAAGAGGCAGAGCUGGAGGAGGAGCUGAGCGAGGAGUCGCUGACGGAGCUGAAGGAGAAGCUGGAGGAGAAUGUGACGGAGAAGAGCUCCCCUCAUAAAGUGUUCAGACCCAGGGAACAGCUGAUGCUGAGGGCCAACAGCCUAAAGAAGGCCGUGCGGCAGAUCAUCGAGCAGGCUGAGAAGGUGGUGGAUGAACAGAACGCACACACGGAAGAGCAGCAGGAACUCCAGUCCCCAGCCGAAUUUAAAAAGGAGAACGAGGACGAAAACAAGGACAGCGAGAAGGACGAAGACACCAAGGACUUGGAAUCACCGUCCUCUGCUAAGACCACACCAUGCUCCCCCCCUGAGAGGCAUGUCAGUCGCAGCAGUCAGUCCUGCGGCUCCUUCUCCAUCCCUCACUUCACUACGAGCAAGGAGAACCUGCCUGUGCUCAACACUCGCAUCAUCUGCCCUGGUUUGCGAGCCGGUCUGGCUGCUUCCAUAGCUGGGAGCUCCAUCAUCAGUAAGAUGUUACUGGCCAACAUCGACCCAUUUGGAGCCACACCCUUUAUCGACCCGGACUUGGACUUGCUAGAGGGAUAUUUGGAAAAGUGUGUCAUGAACAACUACUUUGGGAUCGGACUGGAUGCCAAGAUCUCACUGGAGUUCAACAACAAGCGGGAGGAACACCCAGAAAAGUGCAGGAGUCGCACUAAGAACAUGAUGUGGUACGGCGUAUUGGGCACUAAGGAACUGCUGCAGAGAACCUAUAAGAACCUGGAACAGAAGGUCCAGCUAGAGUGUGACGGACAGUACAUCCCCCUCCCCAGCCUGCAGGGAAUCGCAGUGCUGAAUAUUCCCAGUUACGCCGGUGGAACUAACUUCUGGGGCGGAACCAAAGAGGAUGAUAUAUUUUGUGCACCAUCAUUUGAUGAUAAGAUCUUGGAGGUGGUUGCUGUAUUCGGGAGCAUGCAAAUGGCAGUGUCCAGAGUUAUCAAACUCCAGCACCACAGGAUCGCACAGUGUCGCUCAGUGAAGAUCACCAUUCUGGGAGACGAGGGGGUCCCCAUCCAAGUGGAUGGAGAGGCCUGGAUCCAGCCCCCAGGAGUCAUCAAGAUCCAGCACAAGAACCGGGCCCAGAUGCUGACCCGGGACAGGGCCUUUGAGAACACUCUCAAGUCCUGGGAAGACAAGCUGAAGUACGACAAGCCCCCGCUGAGGCCGCACCUGUACCCGCAGCAUUCUGUCGACCUAGCGACCGAGGAGGAGGCCGCACUCAUCCAGAUGUGCGCCCGUGCCGCCGAGGAGCUCAUCACCAGGAUCUGUGAGGCGGCCAAGACCAAUGGCCUCCUGGAGCAGGAGCUGGCCCACGCCGUCAAUGCAGCCUCCCACGCCAUCAACAAAACCCACCCCAAGUUCCCCGAGAGUCUGACCAGGAACACAGCCAUUGAAGUGGCCAGCACUGUUAAGGCCCUACACAACGAGACAGAGUCUCUGCUGGUUGGACGCGUGUCUCUGCAACUGGACCCACCUCAUGAGGAGCUGCUGUCCACAGCCCUGCAGAGUGUGGAGCUGGAGCUCGGGAAACUGGCUGAGAUCCCCUGGCUUUACCACAUCUUGCAGCCCAAUGAUGAAGAGGACCCUGCUCUGGAGUACGGCAAGAGGAACAGCCGUAGCACCAUGUUCCGCAUCGUCCCCAAGUUCAAGAAGGAGAAAGCCCCUAAGAAGUCCAGUCCACAAUCAGUUCAGAGGUGGGGCACUGAGGAGGUGGCCGCCUGGCUGGAGCAGCUCAGCUUGGGGGAGUACAAAGAAACCUUCAUCCGCCACGACAUCCGCGGCUCGGAGCUCCUUCACCUGGAGAGGAGGGACCUGAAGGAUCUGGGGAUAUCGAAGGUGGGACAUAUGAAGAGAAUUCUCCAGGGAACUAAGGAGCUGGCCAAGAACACUCUAGUUGACCUGUGAGUUGGAAGGGCAAUAGAAUUAUGGGACACACCCCAUGGCCGCGGUGGAAGAGUUGAGGAGCUCCGUUGUCUAGGAGAGCUUGGUACUGGGGAAGGGGGACUGUAAAUGGAUGGAUGGAAUGAUAUUUCCAGUUGCUGUGGUGCCUGAAGAAAACUAGGAAUGGGAUUCGUUUAGCGGUACCAGUGCCAAAAAAAAUUGUGUGAGAGAAGUUUGGAUAGAAUCUGAAGGAAGUGGUAGGUCUUAACAAAAAGCCAUUUUACCAUUCUCCAUACAUGGCAUAAUCAGGUAUGCAACUGUUGGCAGUCUCUGCCCUCAAAAGAAAAAACAAAACAAGUAGCAAAACAGGACUUCCAUAAAGUUUGCACUGUGGGUUUGGCAUAUGGCUGAAUAACUGUCACAUUGCCUUGCAAUAGACGGCUAAAAUGGGUAGGGGAGGCGCUGUGUCAAACUUCUUGUGUUCUUUGACCCCGCUGUUUACAUUGUACAGCACAGGCUCAGUGAAUGCAUUGCAAACAAACGGUGAUCCAACUCAAAUGUGCUGGGGACUGGAAAAAAAAAAGAGAAAAAGGUGUCUCCUUAAAAUGGUGAAGUAAUGAUGCAUGGAAUGCCUGCUUGACUUGGAUAUCUAUUUAAUUGCAUGAUUAAUGUCAGAUUUUUUUAAUGUACAUGAAGAACACUUGAACAAGUUUUAUAUGGAUUUAAUAUCAUGCCAUUUGUUACUACUGAACUCUCCUUUUGCUCAUAAGUAGCCUUUUUUCUAUUUUUUUGCAUGGAACUUGGGUGUCAAGGAGCCGUGUUCUGUGGCUGUCACCUGUGCCAUAUUUCAAGGUUAUUUAUCGUACAAUGUGCUUUCUAGAUAGUGUCCUAGUCCUCUUUAUAAACAGACAUAAUAAGAAAAAUUUAGAAUCUGGAGUUCAUAGUCAAAAUAUAUUAUUUCACGUUUGUUAUUAACUGUGUGUAGCUGUGAAAAUCUGCACCAAAGUGAAUGUCCUGAUCACUUCAGAUUUUUGACAAAGCUGUUUCUCCAUUCACUAUUAACUUUCUGAAAAAUAUUUGUGCUCAAAAUCCAACUUGGAGUAGAUAACACUUGAAAGAACAGGAAGUGAAGAGUUGCUGUGCAUAUGAAAUGAAAGAGGACGAAACACAAAAUGUCAGUUUGAAGUUUUAUGCAAGUGAAGCAAGUUUAUGGCAAGAAAAUUGAAGACAGUAUUUAAAUUUUAUUAAUGGGUCUGUUCUUUGGGUAAUUGCCCCUUUUCAAAGAUAUGUUGCUGGGAUAGAUAUAAUACAGUAGCCGGUGCACUUCUUCAACUUAAUACAUUUCAAAAUGUAAUGAUAUUUAAGUAGGAAUAGGACGUAUGCAUUGGUUAAAAUACAACACUUUCUGAGUUGUGUUCAGGGGCUGCUUUUUUGGGAAGCACGCAAUUGAAAGAUAAGAUGUUAAUAAGACACUCUGUUCUAAAUUAUAAUAUGUUGGGUUAUCACAGGGUAUAUUUAUAGAUGUGAUAUAGUAA